GUGAAGGUCAUUGUCAGGUGCCCUUUGGAACUCCUCGGACAAACAGUUCACCGAACAUGGAAGUGCUUUCACUUUCGCUUGAACCUGCGACACUUUUAACUUCAUUAAUUCUUGCUCUCUCGAUUAUUUACUUCUUUUUAUAUAGGAAAAGACUGCAAAAUAACAAAUACCCGCCAUCGUAUGAAGGUUGGAUUCCAUGGUUAGGAUGUGCUUUUGAGUUUGGGAUAGCACCAUUAGCUUUCAUAGAGAAAAAGAGGAGGGAGCUUGGUCCUAUAUUCACACUCAGUGUGGCAGGAGAGAGACUGACUUUUCUGACAGAGAAUGAGGAUUUCCAUCAUUUCUUUCAGUCUUCUAAUGUGGACUUCCAGAGAGCGGUACAGGACCCAGUACAGAACGUGGCCUCUAUCAGUGAGGAGUCUUUCAUGCAGAACCACACCAAGAUUCAUGAUAUGUUGAAGGGACGACUAGCCUCUUCACGUCUGAGUGAGGUCACACCUCAUUUACAUCAGCAGUUUAAAGAGAGAAUACUCAGCGUGUUUGGUCCAGAAGGGGAAGGUGAUUUGUUCGAUUUAGUCAGGAAAACUAUGUAUGGUGGUGUUAUAAAUAAUUUGUUUGGUGAUAAUACUCUUCCUAUAGAGAAUUCAGAGGAAUUUGAAAGGCUGUGUAAACAUUUUAUUAUAUUUGAUGAACAGUUUGAAUAUGGAGCAAGAUUACCUCCAAUGUUUAUCAGAGACUGGUCUACAGCAAAACAGUAUCUUCUGUCUAAGUUCAGAGGAGUAGUGACCAAGUUAGAGAGUCAAGGAAAAAACAAUGAUCAGACAGUUUUACAGACACUGAUCAGCAUCACAGACCGACCUCAUGCUCCGAAUUACGCUCUUCUGCUUCUAUGGGCCUCGCUGGCUAAUGCUGUCCCUCUGACAUUUUGGGCUCUGUGCCUAUUCAUUAACAAGUUUUUGGUUUUGACACACUUAUUCCAGUUAAUAACCUUGACAGAGGACCAAUGGGAGUUUAACGAGGAUUUUCUGAGAAAGAUGCCGUAUUUGAGGAGUUGUAUAUUGGAGGCAGUACGUUUACACCCUGUAGGAGUUAUAACACGCAGAGUCAUGACAUCAUUUACUGUCAGGGAUUACACGAUACCUAAAGGAGACAUGCUGAUGGUUUCUCCAUACUGGAGUCACAGGGACCCAAAAUAUUUCCCCCACCCACAUACAUUUAAUCCAGACCGCUGGCAGACUACAGAGCUGGAGAAGAAUUUGUUCUUGGAUGGUUUUAUUGCCUUCGGUGGUGGGCGUUACCAAUGUCCUGGGAGAUGGUAUGCCCAGAUGGAGUUACAGAUGUUCGUUGCCCUAUAUCUCUAUAAGUUUGAUGUCAAUGUUUUGUCGGAGAACAUUCCUAAACCUAGCAUGAAGCAUGUCGUAGGCACACAGCAACCUUCAGAGCCAUUCCUUGUCUCCUACAAAUUAAGAGAUCUCUAAUCCAGCAAAGGUACACUGCAUGCUCAACUUCAAUUUUUUUAAAGUUAUUAACUUCUUUCUUUUUUAUUACUAACUGUGAUAGAGUGACAUGAAAUGUACAUAAGGGAAUUGCAAUAGAAUGAUUUGAUAAGUGUUAUACAUGAUUGUUAUGAUUAUCUUACUAGCAAGAGUUUCAUGACAUUUUCUUCUCUGCAAUUAAUUAUAAUUUAUAUAUCCAUUAUAUACUUAGUAAAAGAUAUACCAA
This is a messenger RNA of Saccostrea cuccullata (small rock oyster), 1719 nucleotides long. RefSeq names its product 24-hydroxycholesterol 7-alpha-hydroxylase-like. Gene Ontology annotation, biological process: cholesterol homeostasis; bile acid biosynthetic process. The record is from RefSeq and is a predicted model, not a curated record. Gene Ontology annotation, molecular function: iron ion binding; steroid hydroxylase activity; heme binding. The transcript is spliced from 13 exons. Bases 57 to 1475 code for a protein of 472 amino acids. NCBI's taxonomy places the organism in Eukaryota, Metazoa, Mollusca, Bivalvia, Ostreida, Ostreidae.